CAUCAGCACUGGCUCCCCCGUACCUAGUCAGGAACUAUGAUGAUCACUCCCAUCUUGUCUUGUAUGGACUACCAAAUCAUAUUCACAUUCUGACUCGCGAUGAUAUUGGUGAGACGAAUAUCCACAACAUCGGUGGAGGAUCCGGUCCUGGUCAUGAUACGAGCGCUUAGGCUCCGAAGUGGAUCGGAAGUCCAACUUCAAGCAAGAGAUGCAAAUGCUCUAACGGUGGUCCACAAAGCGGUUCCCCAUGGGGCUGCGAAGUAAGCCCGUGCUAUAUAAAGUGGGCAUGAACCCUCCUCCAGACCUUCGCAAUGACUUUUUUUUUUUUUCCCCUAUGAGUCGGUAACUGUUGCGUUACUCUGGCCUGUAGAUCACCUGCCGCAGUCAUGUAUCGCAUCUGGAAUAUCUAUGUGCUGGCUGCCUUUGGCACCAUCGGCGGUAUGCUGUUUGGUUUCGAUAUCAGCUCGAUGAGUGCCUGGAUCGGAUCACAGCAAUAUCUCGACUACUUCCACAACCCAGAUUCGUCUGCGCAAGGUGGUAUUACAGCCUCGAUGUCGGGUGGCUCGUUGGUUGGUGCACUUGUUGCAGGUUUCCUUGCGGACAGGUUUGGCCGGAAAGGCGCACUACAAAUCGCUUCGAUCGUAUUCGUUGUCGGUGCUGUACUUCAGGCAUCCGCUCAGAAUGUUCCUCACCUCAUUGUUGGGCGUGUUAUCAGCGGGCUUUCCAUUGGUAUCACGAGUUCCCAGAGUUGUGUCUAUCUUGCCGAGUUGGCACCAUCUCGCAUUCGUGGUCGUGUCGUCGGUAUUCAGCAGUGGUCUAUCGAGUGGGGUAUACUUAUUAUGUACCUUAUCUCUUACGGCUGUGUCAACGGAGUACAGUCCCCUAGCGCAUUUCGCAUUGCUUGGGGUAUCCAGGGCGUCCCAGCUCUGGUACUCUUUGGAGUUCUUUUCUUCUUUCCUGAAUCGCCCAGAUGGCUUGCACAGAAGGACCGCUGGGAGGAAUGUGAAGACAUUCUAGCACACCUGCAUGGAAAAGGUGACCGCCAUCACGCUGCAGUCAUCACUGAGCUCGAAGAGGUGAGGGAGGCUGCUCGCGUUGCAGCCGAAUCGAAGAGCGUCAGCAUGCUCGGCCUCUUCGGUCCGAAGAUUUGGAAGCGUACGCUGGCUGGAUGCAGUGUCCAGUUUUGGCAACAGCUGCUUGGUGGCAACGUCAUGUUGUACUAUCUUGUCUAUAUCUUCAACAUGGCUGGCAUGAGCGGCAACGUUGCUUUGACUUCAUCAAUUAUCCAAUAUGUUAUAUUCCUUGUUACAACUGGCGCUAUUCUGCCUUUCAUCGACCGCAUCGGCCGCCGACCUCUCUUGAUCGGGGGUGCCAUCAUAUGCUGCAUCAUUCACUUCACCACAGGUGCUGUGAUGGCAGUUCAUGGGCAUCCUGUAGACAGUAUUGAUGGAAACACAAUUCUUCGAUGGGAAAUUGGUGGAGCUCCAGCCAAGGCUGUCAUUGCUCUUUGCUACAUUUUUGUUGGUAUAUAUGGUUUGUCCUGGGCUCCCAUUGGCUGGAUCUACUGCUCGGAGGUUUUCCCUCUCAAGUAUCGGGCUGUUGGAGUAGGACUGGCGGCUGCCUGCAAUUGGACUAUGAACCUUGCCCUGGCCUUCUUCGUCCCUCCGGCUUUCACAAACAUUCAGUGGAAGACGUACAUGAUUUUUGGCACGUUCUGCUUCGUUAUGACGUUUCACAUAUUCUUCACAUACCCCGAAACGGUUGGAAAGUCGUUGGAAGAAAUCGAUGAGUUGUUUGAUUCUGAUAUCCCUGCCUGGCGGAGCACGAACCUUGGAAGCCGGUUCGAUCAGCGUGUUGCGGAGACUAAGUUGGCUGGAACAGUCGAACACAAUGAGAGAGUCGAGACAGUAUAGGCUCGUUCAGUGUUUCAGGGUUCAACAAUGUUCAUGGAACAAAGCCUAUUAUGACCUAUUAACGUUUUAAAUUUAAUACCAAUGUCUUAAACAUGCACGUAACUCAUUCCGGUGGGAGAGCUAACCACGCCAAAUACCAUUUCGCUCAAAAGCCACCUAACCUAGGUUAAUGGCAUAAAUGGC
This is a messenger RNA of Truncatella angustata, 2096 nucleotides long. RefSeq names its product general substrate transporter. The coding region runs from base 387 to 1913 and encodes 508 amino acids. Gene Ontology annotation, molecular function: carbohydrate:proton symporter activity. Gene Ontology annotation, biological process: transmembrane transport; carbohydrate transport. Gene Ontology annotation, cellular component: membrane. The record is from RefSeq and is a predicted model, not a curated record. Lineage: Eukaryota; Fungi; Ascomycota; Sordariomycetes; Amphisphaeriales; Sporocadaceae. The transcript is spliced from 5 exons.